ACACACACACACGCUAGCUAGACGGAUCCAUUCAGGCUGUCAAAUGCACUACAUCCUGCACAGCUCUUGUCCUACUAUGUGGAAAACGAGAAGGAAAACACUUUGCAUAUAAGAAUUUCCCUACGGAUUUAUCAUGAAUGUAGAUGGACACGUAUACACAGGGUUACCUUUGAAGCAGACCGAGGGGUCCGUCCCUGGAAAACGCUGUGGAAGCUGCAUGGCCAACCUUGGAUUACAAAAUCACAAAUUGAAGGACGUGUUCACAUGGCAUCUCCUGAAGACCAUCGCCAUGGGCCAGGCCCUCUCGCUGAUGAUCUGCGGGACGGCAGUGAGCUGCCAGUACCUGGCCGAGGCAGGCGUGGAGACACCCAUGUUCCAAAGCUUCCUCAACUAUGCAUUGCUGUUCAUCACUUACACCUCCUACCUCUGCUGCCGCAAAGGUGAUGAUAACAUCUAUCAGAUUUUGAAAACAAAAUGGUGGAAGUAUCUUCUGAUGGGCCUGACAGACGUGCAGGCAAACUACGUUGUAGUGAAGGCCUACCAGUACACUACCCUGACUAGCAUACAGCUGCUGGACUGCUUUGUGAUCCCGGUGCUGAUGGUGCUGUCCUGGUUCCUACUGAAGACCCGCUACAGGCCCGUUCACUUCGUGGCGGUUAGUGUGUGUCUGGUCGGGGUGGGAGCCAUGGUUGGGGCGGAUCUGAUCGCGGGCCGAGACCAAGGAUCCACCACAAACGUCCUGCUGGGGGAUGGCCUGGUCCUGCUCAGUGCCGCUCUCUACGCUUUGUCCAACGUAGGGCAGGAGUACACGGUGAAGAACCACAGUCGCGUGGAGUUUCUGGGCAUGAUGGGUCUCUUUGGUACCAUCAUCAGUGGCAUACAGCUAGUUGUACUGGAAACUAGUGCUGUGGGUGCCAUUAAGUGGGAUACCAAUAUCAUGGUGCUUUUCGUGGGCUACGCGCUCUGCAUGUACGGCCUCUACAGCGUCAUGCCCACGGUAGUGAGGCUGACCAGCGCCACAGUAGUCAACCUCUCUCUGCUCACAGCGGACCUGUUCAGCCUCUUCUGCGGCCUCUUCCUCUUCCACUACACGUUCUCUGGGCUGUACAUCCUCUCCUUCGUGGUCAUCACACUGGGCUUCAUCAUGUUCAACGCCGUUCCCACGUACACUCUGAUACCCCACGCAGACUCCAGAGAGGCUGGCCUCGACGAGCCGGUCGCGGCGCUUACAGAGCAGAGCCACGAUGCCACUUCCAAAUGCCUGCUGCCCCUGGCGGAGAAGGACUCGGAGAGCACAGUGGCAAGUGCGGCCAUAUUGCCUCCGGUCUAACCGGAUCCACUAUGGUUACUUAAGUAUUUUAGAUGGGAUGUGCUGCUGGAUGGGGGGGGGGGUGUGGGGCUAAUAAUGUAAGGCUUUUGCAUUGCCUUAUCACCGGAUGGCCUGAGAGCUCUAUCUUGGAUGAGUUUGCUUUUCUAGUAUACACUCUUUAAGAUUGUUGACCAAAACAACUCCCACUUUAACUCCAGAGGUUUGAUGUUUUAUGUGCGUUUGCAUAUGUUCAGAACUCGGGAUAUCCUUGUUUAUCACGUUACGACUGCAAAGACUUGUUUGUUAUUUUUAAAAGUUCAUUCUUCAUUGUCACCUUUUUUUCUGGCUCGUUACUGAGUUUUAAUAAGGUACAAAAAUAAUUUUUUACAAGUAUGCCAUAUUUUACUAAGGUAUGUGUGUAUUUUAUGAGAUACUUGAAUUAGCUGUUUACUAUUUUAUUUGUAUUAUUAUUAUUAUUGAGUCAAGCAUUUCAACGCUGUUAGUUUACCCAAAGUUCUCAUUGCCUACUUCUGUUGCGCCAAUGUAGGCUUCAUGUUAUAUUUGUGUUAUGUUUGGUUGCCAAAUGAAAUUUCAAUAAAUUGUAUUAAUAAACUUUCUAAGCAAGU
Messenger RNA from Gadus macrocephalus (Pacific cod), 1935 nucleotides. RefSeq names its product solute carrier family 35 member F2-like. Gene Ontology annotation, molecular function: transmembrane transporter activity. Bases 134 to 1330 code for a protein of 398 amino acids. The record is from RefSeq and is a predicted model, not a curated record. Gene Ontology annotation, cellular component: membrane. The transcript has 9 exons. NCBI's taxonomy places the organism in Eukaryota, Metazoa, Chordata, Actinopteri, Gadiformes, Gadidae. Gene Ontology annotation, biological process: transmembrane transport.